Cryptococcus amylolentus CBS 6039 is the source of this 1623-nucleotide messenger RNA. RefSeq lists its product as hypothetical. NCBI's taxonomy places the organism in Eukaryota, Fungi, Basidiomycota, Tremellomycetes, Tremellales, Cryptococcaceae. Gene Ontology annotation, molecular function: zinc ion binding; transcription cis-regulatory region binding; DNA-binding transcription factor activity, RNA polymerase II-specific. The transcript is spliced from 10 exons. Gene Ontology annotation, cellular component: nucleus. Gene Ontology annotation, biological process: positive regulation of transcription by RNA polymerase II. The record is from RefSeq and is a predicted model, not a curated record. The coding region runs from base 1 to 1623 and encodes 540 amino acids.
AUGGCCUCUACUCCUGCUACUGUACUAGCUCCCAAGCCAGAGGGCAUCAGCGACAACGAUAGCAGCAAUAAUGUAGCAAAACGACCCAAGCUGACUCGUAGUCGGGCAGGCUGCCUGGAGUGUAAGAAAAGGAGGCGAAAAUGUGACGAGCAAACACCAGGCUGUGGGCGAUGUCUGGCUGCCGGUAGAGAUUGUGUAUACCCCAGCAACUGGCGCAACACGAACGACCGGCCCACCGUCAAUCUUGAUCCUCCAGACUACCUAGCUCUGAUUUUCUGGGACGCUGAAGAGCGAGAAUUGGUGAGUCAUAGCAGCCCUCAAAGGCGUAUCCGUAUCGGCGCUGGCUUAUGCUAUGCUCGGGCUCAGAUGCAGCAUUUCAUGUGUUUCGGCACCAUCAACUUGUGCGCUAUACCCCAAGCAGACAAGCCCAUCCAAUUCUUCGAUAUAUCUUACAGUAUUGCGCAUCCCCGAGGCUCACAUCUUCACUCGGAUGCGCUCUUGAUAUCCCUUCUCUCCAUCGCCGCUAUUCAUCGCUCUUCUCUGCUGCUGCAGCAGCAGAAAGGGUAUCUCAAAGGUCUACCAAGAGGUACUUGGGCAAGACCAUCACUCCCAAACGGCAUCUCAAGCACCAACACAAUCACACGGCUCAGAGCUAUCGGAACGUGCCUAAGUCAAUCAUCGAUGGACUUGUGCCUUUCUGCUCUAUUACUCAAGUUGCCGACUAUCGAGACGACGCCAGAUAACACAUUGGUGCUUCUCACCAGUCUGCUUUGCGCCAUCAUAUCUCAAGUGAUGAUAGGGGGGAUCAAGUGGAAGAAUGCUCUAACCAUCGCCUGUGACCUUGUGAGCGCGCAAGGCGGUCCAGCAGCGAUGCUGGAAGCGGCGUGUGGUAAGCCCCACUUUGCAAGGACCAGAGCUGUCCUUGAGCAACUGGUGUUGGUUGAUGUAUGGCGCUGUCUCGCGACUGGGCAACAGCCACAGCUCCUUGCGGAGCCUUUCCAACCAUGGUGGUAUGAUUAUGCAACAGCCCAAGGCGAGAGAUCAUCCGAGGACUUUCGAAACAAAUGCGGAAUGGACGCGGGAGUUCUAGAACUGGCAAACCGAGUCAACAUACUGGUCCACGAGCAAAACGUGUUGCAAUCAAUAUCUGAUCAAACCUAUAUCGGCCAGAAUACAACAAAAGCCAAUGAUUUGCUUCUGGAGCUGGACAUAUGGGUAGCAGGGGAGGAGAUGGAUGGCCAAACGCCACUGAAAAUCAUUCUGGGUAAUCAAAUCAUGAUUUAUACUCUGAGAGUUGUACUCUUGGUCGAUCUUUUACAUCACGCUCACUCUCACGAGGCUGUCCAGACCGCGGCGUGCAAAGGGUUGCGACUCUUGGAGCAGUCCAGGUCAUUUACGACAAUCAAUAUGCUGAUUGCUACCAUCAUCCUAGGAUCAAUGAUGCAGGAAGAGACUGGACGCCAGCGGGCACGAAGUGUCAUCACCUCUAUGAGAUCCCACGAGAGCUUUUCAUACGAUGUGGAAGAAGCAUUUGGGAUGCUGAACAGGUUGUACGCACUCCGAGACGACGGGCAUUACGAUCCAUCUUGGAGAAGUGUAGUCGGGGAGCUGCUAUUGCUAUAG